Notechis scutatus (mainland tiger snake) is the source of this 2385-nucleotide messenger RNA. Lineage: Eukaryota; Metazoa; Chordata; Lepidosauria; Squamata; Elapidae. The record is from RefSeq and is a predicted model, not a curated record.
ACGGCGUUAGGUAACUGUUUUCUUUCCCAGUUUUUCAGCAACAGAAACUCAUUGGAAGACCAGAAGUGAAAAUGAACGUUUCCGGGACAAAGAUCGCAGAGAGGGGGAGAUUUGGUCGUUCAGGCAAGAGAUCUAAAGAGCUGUGUAGUUGGGUCGAUUCUGAUUACUCUUUAGAGCGCGAUUAUCUGAAAACUAUAGUCCAGACUGAGAAAUUAAAAGGAAAGAGGGCAAUGGCGACUCACUUUACAAGAAAACUACCUGGAUGUAUCCACAUAAAUUUUCAGGAAUCAAACUCCGUUCGAAGGCGACUUUGCUUUUUCUUUAGCCUCUGGGCGUGUCUCAGCUGUGUUCCUGGCCUGGCAGCCUUGAAAGUAAGCAUGCCGUUUCAGAAGACAGCAAUCUUGGGUACAAAUGUGACACUUCAGUGUAAAAUCACUGACUACCCUCCUCCAGAACUGGAUAUAAAAAAAACAAUACUCGUCUGGUAUUUGGAGACAUCUGAAAGGAAUAAAAUAGAAAAACUUUAUUCAGUUGUUGCUGGAGAACAUUCUUCAAAUAGAGAUGGUUCAAGACUGGAUACAAUUCAAUUAAAAAAUGGAAAUGCCUCCCUUUUCCUUCCACAAAUACAGCUUCAUGAAGAGGGCAAAUAUAUAUGCAUUGUGAUUGUUGCUUCUGCUAAAGCUGAAGGAACCACCAUUUUAGAUCUAGUUGUUGAACCAACUGUCCAACUGUCUCCCAAGGAACUUGAAAUUGAAAAAGGAAGUGUAAAGAGACUGACAUGUACAGUGAAUAAAUUCUAUCCUGAUUCAAUUGUCAUUCUUUGGCAAAAGCAUUCUAAGCAUACGUCGGAUAAAAGUGUACUUUCAGAGGAUAUUUACAUGGGAACAUCUGUGAGAAAUGAUGAUGGUACUUACAACACCACCAGUAAACUGAGACUUCAACCAUCUUCACAAGAUCAAGGAAACGUCUAUUAUUGUAUUGUGAAGCAUAAGUCAUUUGCCAGCUAUCCAGUCUACAAUGUGACUUUAACAGUAACAGAACCUAACUCGCCUACUCGGUUAAUAAUUGGGCUGGUUUUCGGUUCCCUUUGUCUUACGACUGGAUUGCUUCUGUGCUAUUUUUAUUUUGUACAAUUUUUACAGAAACCUUUUAUAGAUUUUCCCAAACUUUCAAAUAUUGUUAUUGAACCAAGUGAUGCAGAAUAUGGAGAAAGUGUAAAUUUAACUUGUGAAGUCACAGAUUUCAAUCCUAAAAACAUUUGUACUCAGUGGUUCUUGGGAGAUAAUUCACUAAGGAACGGUGUGGUCACAGAGGAUUUAGAUAUGGCCUGUAAUGGUUGUUACAAAUUAACUUCCGUGUUUGAACUAAAAGCUACUGCUUCAGUUUGUGAUAAGACCAUUUGUUUCAGAGUGAGUCAUGCAAGUUUGGCAAAACCUAUUACAAGAGAAGUGUAUCUAAAACUUCCAGUCAAACGGCCCGUUUUGUCUGAAAUAAAGGCGACCCCAGAUCAUCAGAAUAUUUUUGAAAUUUCUAUAUCACAAUUUGCACCUCCUGAUAUACAAGUCAGAUGGUACCAAGGCUGGAGACAAAUUUCUGAAAAUAUCAAUCCCAGGAAUAUUGAGAUUGGAGAAGAUCACUUAUGUUAUUUUGUUAGUAAAGUACACUUAGAUGCCCAAACACUGGCCUUUGGGAAUACAAUACGAUGUGAAGUUAAACAUUCAACAUCUACUGAGGAUAAAAGCUUAAUACUGAAUCCAACAGGUAAGUUGAAUACCUAUAUAAAUACUUUAUUUAUUGAAGGAGUAUCCAGACCAGUGACUAUUUUCCAACAACUGAAUCUGCAGUUGUCUCCCAAUUGUUGUAAUGGAUCCAAAAUUCUCUCUCAAUAAAUAAUAACAAUGGAAAGAGAAAAACUGUAGUGUAAGCAGUGUUAGCUUUAUAAAGAAAAGGGCUCUGUAGUGGCCUAUUAGUCACUCCACCCUAGACAUUACUGAGCGAAAGCAAGUCGUUUGCUGUAUCUGCUUAUUCAGGCUGUUGAUAACUGUGACCCACAUCAGUGUUACAUUUUUUUGGUCUCAGUACCCCUUCCUACCUUUAAAAGUUAUGGAGAACCUUAAAAGUGCUUUUGUUUAUAUGGGUUAUAUAUAUCAAUAUUUAUCCUAUUGAAAAUUAAAAUUGAUAGAGUCACUGCCACUAAUGUUUCUCAUAGAUAUUUGAUGGGAUUUUUAUAUUGUUUUAUUUUUCAACAUAGGCUGGCAAAUAAUUUUGAAUUGGCAGACCUCUGAGAGGGUUUGGUUGGGACUCCUACAGGUCUUUGAGCCACCUUUUGAUAGGUACUGACCAAGAUGCUAAAUAGCCCACAAUCCGUAUAUAACUAUGGUACUA